AUGGGUUACAGGGUGCAUGUAGAGUUGAAGAAAGAGAACAGAGAAUUCAGGAUGUAUCCUUUGUGCAUAACAACUAUUGAAAAAGAACUUAUAUUCGGAGGUAGUUUAAAUCAAGGCGACAUUGUGCAAAUAGACGAAUCAGUUCAAAGGUAUGAUUCCGAUACAGAUGAUACACUUGCUCUAGAAUUUGUCAGUUCAGGACAAGCAAUUGGGGUGUUCGAACUGGACAAGAAUUUGAUAAUUUCAAUAACUAAUCAAAGGGAGGUUAUGGUUGGACAAGUAUAUAAGGAUAAGGCUACAUUGAAAGAGGUGAUGGAGAAUUAUGCUAUAUGUCAAAGGUUUCAAUUCCGGGUUGAUAGGUCUAAUGCUGCCAGUUAUGCAUUAUUAUGUAUGUUAGAAGAUUGUGAAUGGAGGUUUAAGGCUUCGAGCAUUAACAAAUCAGAACUAUUCAAAGUGAGAGAGUUCAUUGAUAACCAUACAUGUCUGCUUAAGGACAAGGUGUAUGAGCAGCGACAGGAAAGUAGCAGCCUUAUAGGUGGUAUGAUUAGGCCUAAGCUUACUAAUCAUAAGAGGAAAUACAACCCAAAGGAUAUUAUUAAUGAUGUGAAAUUAGAUUUAGGUGUAGAUGUUAGCUACAUGUUGGCGUGGCGGGCUAAAAAAAGACCCAUUGUGGUUGUGGAUGAGAGUCACCUAAAAUCUUACUACAUUGGGACAUUUUUCUCGGCAAGCUCGUUGGAUGGUGCAGGUCAUAUAUUGCCACUAGUAUAUGGUGUUAUUGAUUCAGAGAACGAUGCUGCUUGGAUAUGGUUCUUUGAGCAAUUCAAGAUAGCAUACGGUGGCAGAGAAAACAUGUGUAUCGUUUCAGAUAGAAAUGAGAGUAUAAUUAAAUCUAUAUCGAGAGUGUAUCCAGAUGUACCGCAUUUUGCCUGUAUAUGGGAUUUAUGGAACAACGUAUAUAACAAAUUCAAAAAGAGCCAUGCAAAGUUGAGCGAGAUAUACUUCUCGAUGGCGAAAGCAUACACACAAGCUGAAUUUGACAGUCUAAUGGAGAAGAUGGAGAAGGUGGUACCAUCGAUUGAAUACUUACAUACGGUUAACGAUGGAGGGAGGCAUUACACUGUCUGCAUGUUAGAGAGAAAAUGCGUUUGUGGGAGGUUCCAAGUUGAUGAAUUACCAUGCCCACAUGCUUGGGCUGUAUUGAAGAGCAAGUUUCUAAUGCCAGAAGAUUAUUUCUCUAACUAUUACAAACCAAAUUCUGUUGUAAUGACAUAUGAUGUGUCUGUGAUCCCGCUACCGGAUAGAAAUGACUGGAAUAUACCAGCGCAUGUUGCAGAGGAAGUUGUAUUACCACCCAAAUGGAAAAGACCUCCUGGAAUGCCAAAUAAGAAGCACGAUAAACCUUUCAGUGAAUUGCUACAACCGAAAAAUCAACAUCCAUGUAGCGUAUGUGGUCACGGAGGACAUAAUAAGCGAACGUGUAGAAAUGCACCACGUCAGAUUUAG
Molecule: messenger RNA, 1503 nt
Organism: Nicotiana tabacum (common tobacco)
Lineage: Eukaryota; Viridiplantae; Streptophyta; Magnoliopsida; Solanales; Solanaceae
Molecular function (GO): zinc ion binding
Source: RefSeq, a predicted model, not a curated record